GCUGGUUUGUGGCAGGGGACAAACCGGGGCGGGGGGGACAACAAGGAGGGGAGAGGAGGAAGGAGCCCCCCAGGCUGCCUGUAGGGUGGGAUCACGUGGGGUGACAGGGUGACAAGGUCCCUCCUUGGCCAUGGGGUGUGAUAUGGCACUGGGGGGGUGGCUGUGUUGGGGGGGACACACCCUGCAGCAUCUCGUGGAGAGUCCCACGGGAGAUUACGGAGGGACCUCCGGGCCCACCCAGCGCUGGGGGAGAUGCUGAUGGUGGGUGGAUGGGGCAGGGCGGGGCGAUAACGGACCAGGGUGGGGCAUGGGGGCGUGGCUAGGCGGGACGGGGGCGUGGCAACCGCUCAGGUGUCGAGAGGGGGGCAUGUCUCCCGCUGCCAGGCCCCGCCCCCGCGUUCCCAUUGGCUGCGGGCGGUUGCCGCGGCAACGGCGUGGGCCCCGCGGCGGGGAUGGGGAGCGGCGGCUCGGCGGGGCUGGCGGUGGCCGAGGGCCCGGAGGGCACCGAGCAGCGGCUGGAGGUGCGGGGAGGCCGGGUCCCGCCGGCCCUGUGGGCGCAACGGGGUUUACGGAAGCUUUACCUGAGCGGUGCGGGGCUGCGGGAGCUGCCGGCCGAGCUGGGGGCCCUGCGGCACCUCUGCACCUUGGCUCUGGAUGGGAACGAGCUGCUGGAGGUGCCCGAGGCCGUGUGCCGCCUGCCCCGCCUGGUGCAUCUCUACCUGGGCCGGAACGGGCUGCAGGGGCUGCCGCCCGCCUUCGCCCGCCUGCAGAGCUUGCGCUGCCUCUGGCUGGAGGGAAACUUCCUCGCCCGCUUUCCCCGAGCCCUCCUGGGCCUGCCCGAGCUGCGCAGCCUCCAGCUGGGUGACAACCGCCUGGCCCGCCUGCCCGCCGCGCUGCCCCGCAUGGCCGGCCUGCGAGGGCUCUGGCUCUACGGGAACCGCUUCGAGGAGUUUCCCCCUGCUCUGCUGCGCAUGGGUCACCUCCGCGUCCUCGACCUGGACCGCAACCGCAUCGCCCGCUUCCCCGACCUGAGCGGCCUCACCGCCCUGCGCCUCCUCUCCUACGACCACAACCCCGCGCGGCAGCCGCCCUGCGUGGGGGACGCCGUCCGGCUGGUGGGCGACGGGGCGCAGGAGUUCAUGGAGGCGCGGCAGGAGCGUCUGCAGAGUCUGCAGCGACAGGAGGAGGAGGAGGAAGGCACCGAAGCCCUACCGGUUGCCCCCGGGGACAGCUCCCCGCUACUGGAAAACGGGGAUGGCAGCUUUGCGGCCCUACCAGGCUCCCCAGAGGAAACAUGAGCCACCAAGCUGCAGCCAGACGCCCUCAGGCAUGCACAGCAGAGGGAUGAGGAUCCCCCACUGCCCUCCCAAGGACUCCCAGCUAGAGCUGGGGAAGAAGGGAGCUCACAGCCUCCACGCAAAGGAAAACGAGGACCAGCAUCUCCCAGCUGAGACAGCAAAGAGCUGCCACCUGGAUCUGCACCACUGGGAUCCACAAGCCCACCUCAGAGCAUCCCAUGUAACCGCAGGGUGCCUUGCAUGGGGGGAAACAGCCCCCUGCCCUGAUGAGUGACCCCACAGACCCCCCCUUGCCUGCUGGACAGGCCGCACGGUGCUACUGAGAGCCCGGUGUCCCCCAGAUGCCAGCCCAUGAGCACAGGGACCUGCCUACCACUGCCUCCACACGCAUCCUUUGCUCCUGGCUCCGUGGGGCAGGACAGGAAAAAGCAGCAACUUUUGCAUCUGUUCCACACGGACCCCGUCACCCUGAAGAGCAGCAAGGCUUGAGAUUGAAGACGCAGAUCCCUUCUCACCCCAGAGAUCUCUGUCCUGCCGCUGGAAUUGGGCUGGGGAAGAGAGAGGGCUCUGCCAGGCUGGGGAAGGAGCCCAAGGAAACUCCACCGGGGCACAAACCCGUCUCAAACCUGGAAAGGAUUUUGCCUCUGUACAGGAAGAGGAGCAGCUCUCCCUGCUCUAAAAUGGGCACUUAUCCUUCCUCUUCCCCCUCCCUGAGCUCUGUUUGCACCAAACUCAAGCAAUAAAAAAGCACAAACCCAAGAAA
Columba livia (rock pigeon) is the source of this 2061-nucleotide messenger RNA. RefSeq names its product leucine rich repeat containing 10B (gene LRRC10B). The transcript has a single exon. The coding region runs from base 453 to 1298 and encodes 281 amino acids. Gene Ontology annotation, molecular function: protein binding. The record is from RefSeq and is a predicted model, not a curated record. Lineage: Eukaryota; Metazoa; Chordata; Aves; Columbiformes; Columbidae.